Lactuca saligna is the source of this 984-nucleotide messenger RNA. The record is from the annotation of a GenBank genome assembly. NCBI's taxonomy places the organism in Eukaryota, Viridiplantae, Streptophyta, Magnoliopsida, Asterales, Asteraceae.
AUGACAUCUUUGCAGUUGCUAACAGAACCCUCAUCUCUAUGCUCUUCCAACUUCAUCCCUUUCAAUCCCCUAUACAAAACCCUAAUUAAGCCAACAACAAAACCCUACCCAAAACCAUCACCCAUUCGAUCCGUCCUUCAAUACAACCGCAAGCCGGAGCUCGCCGGCGAUACGCCAAGAGUCGUCGUCAUCACAUCUGGCAAAGGUGGAGUCGGGAAAACCACGACCACCGCCAAUGUUGGUCUUUCCCUCGCCCGAUUGGGCUUCUCCGUCGUCGCAAUCGACGCCGACGUCGGCCUCCGCAACCUUGACCUCCUUCUCGGCCUUGAAAACCGCGUCAAUUACACCGUUGUAGAAGUUCUCAAUGGCGAUUGUCGCCUCGACCAAGCUUUAGUUCGCGAUAAGCGCUGGUCAAACUUCGAAUUACUUUGUAUCUCAAAACCUAGGUCAAAAUUGCCACUAGGGUUUGGUGGAAAAGCCCUAGUUUGGCUUGUUGACGCAUUAAAAGACCGGCAAGAAGGUUGCCCGGACUUUAUACUCAUAGAUUGCCCCGCAGGUAUCGAUGCUGGAUUCAUAACGGCGAUUACUCCUGCUAACGAAGCUGUCCUGGUUACAACGCCGGACAUUACCGCACUAAGAGAUGCCGACAGAGUCACUGGUCUUCUGGAAUGCGACGGAAUUAGGGAUAUCAAGAUGAUUGUGAACAGGGUUCGGACUGAUUUAAUAAGGGGAGAAGAUAUGAUGUCAGUUCUUGAUGUUCAAGAGAUGUUGGGAUUAUCAUUGCUCGGAGUGAUUCCAGAGGAUUCAGAAGUAAUUCGGAGUACAAACAGAGGGUUUCCACUCGUUCUAAAUAAGCCUCCAACUUUAGCAGGAUUGGCAUUUGAACAAGCGGCUUGGAGGUUAGUUGAGCAAGAUAGCAUGAAGGCUGUAAUGGUGGAAGAGGAACCCAAAAAGAGGGGAUUUUUCUCCUUUUUUGGAGGAUAG